CUCCCGCUUCUCAGGGUUUGGUUUGAACGCCGUCCUCAGCGCUUCUCGUGCUGGGGAUUGAAACCAGGGCCUUGUGCAUGAGAGAACCGAAGAAACAAAAGCUCUGGGUUGAAGGGAUUGACCUGUGAAAGGACAUGUAAACAUACAGUAUUUAAAGAAUCUUACCAAGUUAUUGAGGGUCUCAGUUGCUCAGGCUGGCUUUGAAUUGGGAUCCUUCUGCCUCAGUCUCCAGAGUUGCUGGAAUUACAGGUUCCUGAUAUUCAAAAACAACAUUUUUAUUCCACUGCUACCAUAUCACACCAGUCAUGAGUUGGAAUGCAAAGCCAGAAGGUGAUAUGUUACCACCACCACCACCACCACCACCACCACCAUAUAAUAAAAGCCAGUCAUCUGUUCUGCACCAGUUUUUUAUAAACCAGCUUACCACAACAUCUCCAAGUUCUUUCAGCCUUCUUGGAAAUAAUGAAGCAUGCAUGUAUUCCAGUAAUUCAAAUCCAGUUUCACAAUAUCCCAGUAAUUCAAAUCCAGUUUUACAACCAGUGAAAAAUAUCAGAAAUUAUAAUACUCCUCAAAUUCCUGUUUCUAAUACGCAAAACAGGACAGUGAUGGCCUCACAAACAUCAGUAGAAAGAAUAACAUGCACACAAUAUACUGGACCCAGACAACCAAAUCAUAAUUUGCAAGUGUCUUCAGGAGUUUCGCAAAAUGUAUGGUUGAAUUCAUCAACGAGGAAUUCCAUGCCUUCUCAURUAGAGGCAACUAUAUGUCAUCAGGCUGAUGUUGGAACUAAUAUGUCUAAUGCUCAUGCACUACAGAGUCAACUUGUAUCAUCAGAUAGGUAUUCUUUGCAACUACAAAUGAACACUUCAAAUUCUAUAAGAGCUCCUGUAACUUUUCAAGGAGAUCAGGGACUUAGCCAAUCACUAUCAGAUCGACAGGUUGAUUGGGUGCAACAGUAUACAUCAAAUGAACAGACUUAUCGUGAUUAUAGACGACCUCCAAAGCAAUACUCUUAUUCACCACAAAGAUUUUUACAAGAGCCAGCUGUUCAGAAACAAAACAUUGUGCCACAAAGCUUUUUGCAAGAGCCAGCUGUUCAGAAACAAAACAUUAAGCCACAAAGCUUUUUGCAAGAGCCAGCUGUUCAGAAACAAAACAUUGCACCACAAAGCUAUUUACAAGAGCCAGCUGUUCAGAAACAAAACAUGCUAUCUACAUCAUCUCAAGUUAAAAAUUGUCAGCUUCCAACCUUAAUGCACGUUUUACAGUCAUCACAGACUCUGCCUGUGUCCUCAUGUCAAUACCCUACACAAACAAACAAAAGACCCCCUCCUCUUCUUCCUUACCCUUCCGGAAAUGGAAGCCAGCCUUUGCCAAAUUCUCAACAUGUUAUAAAAAACUUGCCUACGGAAGUUCCUCAGAGUCCUGAAGUGUACUCAUCUGAACUAAAAGACUCAACUAAAGGCUUUCAUCAGCCCUGGCCAAACAGUAGUGAAAAUUUUCACACAAUUGGAAAUUUCUGUGAUUUGAAAGUACAUACUAAUAUCGAACAGCCUUUUAAUGAACCAGUUAGAUCUUCUGUGGAUAGUAUUCAGAUUCCUGCUCAAAAUAAUCAAGAGAAAAGAAUGGAGUCCUGCAAUCCAGCUUCAAAUCGGGUACUAGACACGAAAGAAAAGUUAGUGAGAGAUAUUAAGUCAUUGGUAGAAAUUAAAAAGAAGUUUUCAGAACUUUCAAGGAAAAUUAGAAUUAAUAAAAAUCUUCUAAUGGGAUAUAGGAAAACAGCAAAUAGCUCUUGUAGUGAACCAGCUCAGCCUUCUGAAUUCUCAACCCAAGGAAUAUCUGCUAAAAGUGACAGUCACUGUUCCAUGGAAUUGCUAACAACAUGUCUUAAUCUUUGGAAGAAGACACCAACAACAGCAACAGAAGAAGCUUCAAAACCUUCAAAGGAAAAGCAGUGUAAUGAAUUAAAAACAACUGCGCAUGGAAUUUCAAUGACUACAGAGGGUGAUGAGAAGGGGUUUUGUUCAGUUGAAGGAAAUUCUCAGAAUAAAAGGGCAGAGUCAUCCCAGGAAACAACCUUGACAAUGAUAACACAAAAUUAUGACUCUUCUGGUGCAAAUGUAACCAAGGGGACAGAACUUCAGAUUGCUAUUGUGUCACCCUUGAUUCUUUCAAAUGUCAGAUCAUUGCCUCACAAAAGAAUGACACCUGAAGCUUUACCUGAACUGGUGUAUCCAGUUAUCAAAGAAGGUAGUAUUUGUAGCUUACAAAGUCAAAUGGAAAAAAAUAAAAUAGUGGAUGCUUCAGUGAACGUCAAUGUUAACAGUCCAGUAGCCAAUACUACAAUAUCAACCAAUGCUUUUCCACUAACUCAGAAGGAAAAGCCAACUAGUGGUAAUUCAGAACACAUGCCUAAUACCAGUCAAAGAAAGCACUGUCCUCUGGAUGAUCAGCAAGCCUCAUAUAAAUCAAACAGCAUUUCUGCUGAGAGUGAUGAUAUAUUACUGAUUGAAAAUAUUUGUUCUCUUGUUGAAGGCGAUGUAACUUAUAAUUCUCAAAUAGCAAAGAUAUUCAACUCUUCCCCUUUGGAAAAGAUCGACCCACAGAAACUCUCUUCAUCCUAUCAGCAAGUGAUUAAUAGCAGUCAACAAAAAGAGCAAGUAGAUAAUACCACUACAAAUAAGGACCUUGGUUUUCAAAGAGAUGAAUGUGUGCUGUGCACAGAUGUUCCUCAUGAAACAGUUGAUCAUUCCGAGUCACUGGAACCUCCAGGGUCGUUAUCUUUUAAGUAUAUUGAAACAAACAGAGGAAUUCCAGAGGAAAGCAAUUUAGAACAAACCAUUGGAAAGGAAAGCACAGGUGAAGAUGUACAUUGUUCACCCCCCACAAUUCAGCAGAGUAUUUACCCUCAAGAAAUCAAGGCAGCCAGUGAUGUCACUACCCAAGAUCCUGCAAGAAAGGAGAUUCAUGAUGAUGACACACCUGUGUUUUAUCUACAUGACCAGCUCUCAGAACUUCUAAAAGAGUUUCCCUAUGGCAUUGAAGCUGUGAACUUAUGUGAAAAGUCUGGGGGCCAAAAAGUGACAGGUCAAAUCUCACAAGAUCAAACUGGCGAUAAAACCAUUUGUGAUUCUAAGGACUCCACAGACCAAAUACAAAUUACCAUAUUAAGCUCAGAAAAAAUGAAAGAAUUAUUUCCCGAAGAUGGUGACCCCUGUGAUGUAGACACAGAGGAAGCCUGUGAGGUAGAUAGGUUGGCAGAAUCUCAGACAGAGAAGCCUAUAGCAGAAAGGAGCCUGUCUUACCCACAAGCAACUACCUCAGAAGCCAGUUGUGAUUCUGUAACAUGGGAACCAGAAAAGGACAAAAUCCAUUGCUGUGCAUUGGGUUGGCUCACAACGGUCUAUGAAGGAGUGCCUCAAUGCCAGUGUGAUUCCAUCAAGAGUUCCACCCCAGAGGAAGAGAAAGGGAAGGAUCACUGUUCUCCUUUGGAGACCAAGAGUUGUAAACAAGGAGAGACAACCUCAGAGAGUGAUAUCACUAUCCUUGAAUAUAAUGUUUCAGAUAAUCCAAAGACAACUCUUACUCUGGUGGCUGAGAAAAAAAAUUUCCCUGAAAUAUGUGGUGACAGUAUAAAAAACACAUCUGAAACAAAGAACUGCUCACUAAGGACAGAACAGGAAUUACCUGGUCAGUUCUCUAAAUGUGAUGGCGAUAAAAAGGACACAUCUAAAGCGAAACAGGACAGCUCCCUAAAAGAAAAAGAAUUGAAUUGUCARUUUUCACCAAAAGGCAACAAACUAGAUGGCUUGCAAAGUAAUACAAGAAAAAGAAAAUUGAAAUUUCAUGAAGUGUCUUUUCACUUGACUAAUAAAAUGACAAUGGUUUGUGAAGAAGCUUCCCAGGUAAACCAGCAGGAGAAACACAUACCACAGAACUCUCGUCCACUCCAAGUGAAAACUAAAGAGCUACAUAGGAGGAAUGGUUCUUUGGGACAUUUAUUAUCACCAGAAAAGAAAAAAUUUAAGUUUAGGGUAGGUAGCUCCAAACAAAGACAUACAGAAGAAAGAAAGUUAGACCAAGGGAACAUACUGGAUGGGGAGAUAAACAAGGAAAAAUCUGAUAAACAGGAACAGAAGAAAAAUGUGGGAGGURCACUCAAAUUCUGUAAUAUUUUGUCAAACCCUAACGAGAGAGAUAGUGUUAAAGAAAACACAAAGUCCUCAGACUUGAAGCAUAAUUCAUCUAAGAAAAUCAUAACACCGCAGGAAUAUUUACAAAGGCAGAAGCAUAAAGAAUGGAUGGCCAACAAAACAUCAGAGAAGACAUGUGUUAACAAUGUACCACAUGAUUCUGAUGGGAGGCCCAGUCAGCUUCCUGUGCAGAUGGGGAACUCUGGGAAACCAAAUGAGAAACCAGGCAGCAGUACAGAGGCUUCUAAAGAACCAGCAAAUGUGUUGACCAGCAAUGUUAAAAGCCUCAAACUCCACCAUUCUGAGAAGUCUAAGAAUGACAAUUCAAGGAAUGUUAAAGGAAGAGCUGAGCACAUGCUGCCUGACAAAGUGUGUACUGAUAAAACCAAAGCCGACCAAAAAUCCACCAAUACAAGUAGUGAAGUUGAAUUCCACCAAAUGCCUCCCCAAGCAAACAAGCAAAGAAAAUUGUAUCUGAACAGAGUUGCGUUUAAGUGCACGGAACAGAAAAGCAUUUGUCUCACCCAGUAUGACAGUUCACCACCCCCAAAGCUUCAGAAAGACAAAGAGCAGGAAAAGAACCCUCAGAACUCUUCUCCUGUGAAAGACACCACAGUAAAACCAAGCAUGUUAGAGUUUAAAUUAUGUCCAGAUGUACUGUUAAAGAAUGAAAACUCUGUCAAAAAAGGGAAUGAUCAGAAGCCUCAUUCUAAGGAGCAAGAGCAAGCCCCGGUGCAAGUUUCAGGAAUAAAAAGUACAAAAGAAGAUUGGAUAAAAUGUGUAACUGUGAAGAAAAGGAAGCAGGAAACCAGCCAAGAAACAGCAAACGGAAGUGAUAGCAAGAAGUUCAAAGGUGACAGCAAGAGUGCCAGUGUCCAGUCCCCUGUGAUCCACAUCAACAAGCUGCCCAACGAAGUCACCAAGGGCGAGGUACUCUCCCCAAACCGAGCACAAGCUGAAGUGGCCCUGCAGUCUGGGAACCCUGUCCAUUCGGUGAACCUGACCUCAGCCACAGCUGUGGAUGCAAGGAUGACAAUAGCUGGGCACAGCCCUGUGCUCAGGAUCAUCAUAGAGAACAUCUUCUUCCCUGUGACCCUGGAUGUAUUGCACCAGACUUUCUCCAAGUUCGGCACAGUCCUGAAAAUCAUCAAGUUCAUCAGCAACAACCAAUCCCAGGCAUUACUGCAGUACGCAGAUCCUGUGAGCGCCCAGCAAGCCAAGCUGUCACUGCACAGGCAGAACAUCCUUGAUGGCUACUGCACACUACACAUCUACUUCUCCAAAAUCACCAACCUCAAGGUCAAGUACAACAACGACAAAAGCCAUGACUACACACGCCCAGACCUGCCCUCUGGGGACAGCCACCCUCCACAGGAACAGACUCCAACCUUUGCAAUUCCUCAAGCCGUGGUUCUUUCUGAUCCUAAUGUGCAUAUAGCCCCAGCCCUGUUGCCCACCCCAAGCCUGGCAGGGCCUGSGAACUCCAUUCUGCUGGCCAGCAACCUCAAUCCCAAAAGAGUCAGACUCCAAAACCUCUUUAUUCUUUUCGGCCUCUAUGGUGAUGUGCAGCGGAUAAAGAUGUUCUUCAACAAGGAGAAUGCACUUGUGCAGAUGACAGAUGGGAACCAGGCCCUGCUGGCUAUGAAGCACCUGAACGGGUUAAAGCUGCAUAGGAAGCCCAUCAACAUCAUGCUAUCCAAGCAUCAGAGCUUAGAUCUGCCUCACGAGGUACAGGAGGGCCAGGGCCUCACCAAGGACUUCAGCAACUCUCCACUGCACCGCUUUAAGAAGCCCGACUCCAGAUCCCUCCAGAACAUCUUCCCGCCCUCCGCCACCUUGUUCCUCUCCAACAUCCCACCUUCCCUAACAGAGGAAAACCUCAAGGUCCUGUUCUCCAGCACUGGGGGCGUGGUCAAGAGGUUCCAGUUCUUCAAAAGGAACCGUAAGCUGGCGCUGAUCCAGAUGGGCUCCGUGGAGGAGGCAGUGCACGCGCUCAUCAACCUGCACAAUAUUUACCUGGGCAAGAAGCACCAUCUGUGGGUCUCUUUUUCCAAGUUCACGUCUUUGUCUGGGCUCCCUGGAGCCACUUCCAUCAUUCCAAAAAAAAGCCAUAUUAAGAAGYAGCACCUGAAGUGACCCUAACAGACCAGAGAUUUUAUUGUUCUAAAGAGAGAAGUCAGUUUACUUUUUUAAAAAAUAAACUUAAUCUAGCUCACCUUGCUGACAAAGAAACAUGAGCCAUUACUGGCUCAGGCCAUAGCUCAGUGGUGAAGGACUUGCCUAGCAUAUACAAGCACCUGUUGUCCCAGCAACACAGGAGACCAAGGCAGGAAGAUUCCAGGUUCCCGGCCACCCUCAAGGACUUGGCAAGACCCUGUCUCAAAAUAAAAAGGGCUGAGAUUAAAUGCACUCCUGCAUACACACACACAAUAAAAGUCACAUCCAUACAAAAUGUACAUUGGAUGUGGAUCUUUUGGGGUUUUUUGUUGUUGUUGUUGUUUGGUACUAGAGAUUGAACUCAGGGGCACUCGA
Molecule: messenger RNA, 6725 nt
Organism: Urocitellus parryii (Arctic ground squirrel)
Lineage: Eukaryota; Metazoa; Chordata; Mammalia; Rodentia; Sciuridae
Source: RefSeq, a predicted model, not a curated record